AUGUUCGAUUCGGAAGACGAUUGUCAAAUACAACAAGAAAAUGAGAUAAUGGCGAUCAAGGCAAUUUACGAACAAGAUUUCACAUAUACAGAAAACUCUAUAAAAGCCCCACGAUUUCGAGGAGUCCUUUCGAUUAAAAUUUCUCUUCCUCAAGAAGAUUUGAUAUUUUUUACUGGUGAAAGAAAUGCCAGUAGUGAUCCUCCACUUAAAGUUCGGUACCUACCUCCAGUCAAAAUCAUAUUUGCAAUGCCAAAUGAUUAUCCAAAUCAAAAGGCAUUAAAAUUUGAACUUGAAUGCCUUUGGAUGCGUUGGGAUUGGUUAAGAAAACUAGAAAGGAAAUUGCUACAAAUUUGGGAAGAAAAAAAGGAAGUGGUCUUAGAUUAUUUUGCAGAAUUCAUACAAUAUGAAGCUUUGGAUUAUUUACAAAUAACAUUCCCUUUGAGACUUAAUGAUGAUUAUAUUGGUGGAUCCAUGCUCAAAACGAUUAUACAUACAUAUAAUCAACAAGCCAUGAAUCAAGACUUUGCCAAUGAUCAUUUUAAUUGUGGCAUUUGUCUCGAGGAGAAGCGUGGUGAACGAUGUUUUCAACUUCGUACAUGCCAACAUGUGUUUUGUCAGGAAUGUCUUAGUGAAUAUUUUAUAAUGCUUAUUCGUGAAGGAUUCAUUUUACAAAUAAAAUGUCCGGAUCCUGGUUGUAAAUCGCAACAUAAAUUGUCCGCUGACGAAGUGUCAGAAAUAGUUGGGCCUGAAAUGGGAAAAAGAUAUUCAGAUCUAUUAGAAAAGCAGAAGUUAGAGACUGAUCCUUUAGUUACCUAUUGCCCUCGUAUAAUUUGUCAAGCACCUGUCAAGAAAGAUUCCAAUUUUGAAAAACUUUGCAUAUGCACGAAAUGUAGGUUUGCUUUUUGUUGGUUCUGUCAACGAACUUGGCAUGGGGCUAGUACACCCUGCCAUUUGGACAACACUAAGAAGAUAGUCGAAGAGUAUAUGAAUGCAGAUGAGUCCACAAAAGCAAUAAUGGAGCUUCGUUAUGGAGCAAAGAAUUUGGAGAAAUUGGUUCGUGAUGCCACUGCUGAAUUAGAGACGGACAAGUGGGUGAAGUCUAACACACAACCAUGCCCACAGUGCGAGACACCCAUUGAAAAAUCAAUGGGGUGUAAUCAUAUGGUAUGCACACGUUGCGAAACGCAUUUUUGUUACUUAUGUGGACAUUGGAUAGAUUCUAAAGAGCCUUAUAAGCAUUUCAAUGAUUCCAAAUCUCCAUGUAAUCAACGAUUGUUUGAUGGAGUAAAUGUGGACGAUUUUGAUAUACCAGAUGAUUUUGUUAUUGUUUGA
This is a messenger RNA of Dentiscutata erythropus, 1332 nucleotides long. The record is from the annotation of a GenBank genome assembly. Lineage: Eukaryota; Fungi; Glomeromycota; Glomeromycetes; Diversisporales; Gigasporaceae.